UAAUCGACUUGGAAAAGAGUUCCAGACUCCUGUUGACAUGUGUGAACCCCGGCUUCCCGCCCUGUUGUCUUUCUGUGAUUGACCCCAGUGACCGACUUGGGAGUCGGUGGUGUGAAGUUCUGGGUACAUACUGUUUCCGGCUAACCUCCACGGGCCAUUCUGGAAGACCUUGAACCCUCUUCUGGAAAGGGGCGCCUAUCAUUGCUUUAUGGGGCAGCAGCCUGGAAAAGUUCUUGGGGACCAAAGAAGGCCUAGUCUGCCCGCCCUGCAUUUCAUCAAAGGGGCAGGGAAGAGAGAGCCCUCCAGGCAUGGCGGUCCACACUGCAAUGUUUUCGUGGAACAUGAGGCGCUGCAGAGGCCAGUGGGAUCUGACUUUGAGCCCCAGGGCCUCAGCGAAGCAGCUCGAUGGAACUCCAAGGAAAACCUUCUUGCUGGGCCCAGUGAAAAUGACCCCAACCUUUUUGUGGCGCUGUACGAUUUUGUGGCCAGUGGAGAUAACACCCUCAGCAUCACUAAAGGUGAAAAGCUCCGUGUCUUAGGUUAUAAUCACAAUGGGGAGUGGUGUGAGGCCCAAACGAAAAAUGGCCAAGGAUGGGUCCCAAGCAACUACAUCACCCCUGUCAACAGCCUGGAGAAACAUUCCUGGUAUCACGGGCCUGUAUCCCGAAAUGCCGCUGAGUAUCUGCUGAGCAGCGGGAUCAACGGCAGCUUCUUGGUGCGCGAGAGUGAGAGUAGUCCUGGCCAGAGGUCCAUCUCGCUGCGAUAUGAAGGGAGGGUGUACCACUACAGGAUCAACACUGCCUCUGAUGGCAAGCUGUACGUCUCCUCGGAGAGCCGCUUCAACACUCUGGCUGAGUUAGUUCACCACCAUUCCACCGUGGCUGAUGGGCUCAUCACCACGCUCCACUACCCUGCUCCCAAGCGCAACAAGCCCACCAUCUACGGCGUGUCCCCCAACUAUGACAAGUGGGAAAUGGAGCGCACGGACAUCACCAUGAAGCACAAGUUGGGUGGAGGCCAGUACGGGGAAGUGUACGAGGGUGUGUGGAAGAAGUACAGCCUGACGGUGGCCGUGAAGACCUUGAAGGAGGACACCAUGGAGGUGGAGGAGUUCCUGAAGGAGGCUGCAGUGAUGAAGGAGAUCAAGCAUCCUAACCUGGUGCAGCUGCUAGGGGUGUGUACCCGGGAGCCCCCGUUCUACAUCAUCACUGAGUUCAUGACCUAUGGGAACCUGCUGGACUACCUGAGAGAGUGUAACCGGCAAGAGGUGAGCGCCGUGGCGCUGCUCUACAUGGCCACGCAGAUCUCCUCGGCUAUGGAGUACCUGGAGAAGAAGAACUUCAUCCACAGAGACCUUGCUGCCCGGAACUGCCUGGUAGGGGAAAACCACCUGGUGAAGGUGGCUGAUUUUGGCCUGAGCAGGUUGAUGACAGGGGAUACCUACACAGCCCAUGCUGGAGCCAAAUUCCCCAUCAAGUGGACUGCGCCCGAGAGCCUGGCCUACAACAAGUUCUCCAUCAAGUCGGACGUCUGGGCGUUUGGAGUGCUGCUCUGGGAAAUUGCUACCUAUGGCAUGUCACCUUACCCGGGGAUUGACCUGUCUCAGGUUUACGAGCUGCUGGAAAAAGACUACCGCAUGGAGCGCCCAGAAGGCUGCCCAGAGAAGGUCUACGAACUCAUGCGCGCAUGUUGGCAGUGGAAUCCCUCGGACCGGCCCUCGUUUGCUGAGAUCCACCAGGCCUUUGAAACCAUGUUCCAGGAGUCCAGUAUCUCAGAUGAGGUGGAGAAGGAGCUGGGGAAACGGGGCAUGAGAGGAGCUGCUGGCAGCAUGCUUCAGGCCCCAGAGCUGCCCACCAAGACCAGGACGUGCAGGAGAGCAGCUGAGCAGAAAGAUGCCCCUGACACGCCCGAGCUGCUCCACAUGAAGGGCCUGGGAGAAAGCGAUGCGCUGGACAGUGAGCCUGCUGUGUCACCUCUGCUUCCUCGGAAAGAGCGUGGGCCCCCAGACGGCAGCCUAAAUGAAGACGAGCGCCUUCUCCCCAAAGACAAAAAGACCAACUUGUUCAGUGCCUUGAUUAAGAAGAAGAAGAAAAUGGCACCCACGCCCCCAAAGCGCAGCAGCUCCUUCCGAGAGAUGGAUGGCCAGCCAGAACGCAGAGGGCCUAGUGAGGACGAUGGCCGGGAAAUUAGCAAUGGGCCACCAGCUCUCACCCCAUCAGAUGCAGCAGAGCCCACAAAGUCCCCAAAGGCCAGCAAUGGGGCUGGUGUCCCCAAUGGAGCCUUCCGGGAGCCAGGCAGCUCGGGCUUCCGUUCUCCCCACCUGUGGAAAAAGUCCAGCACACUGACCAGCAGCCGCCUGGCCGCCGCCGAAGAGGAAAGUGGCAUCAGCUCCAGCAAGCGCUUCCUGCGCUCUUGCUCAGCCUCCUGCAUGCCUCAUGGGGCUAAGGAUACAGAGUGGCGAUCGGUCACGUUGCCUAGGGACCUGCCAUCUGCCGGCAAGCAGUUUGAUUCGUCCACCUUUGGAGGGCACAAAAGCGAAAAGCCAGCUCUGCCUCGGAAACGUGCCAGUGAGACCAGGUCUGAGCAGGUGGCCAGGGGCACAGUGACUCCCCCUCCCCGGGUGGUGAAGAAGACAGAGGAGGCUGCUGAUGAAGUCUUCAAAGACAUGGAAUCCAGCCCAGGCUCCAGCCCUCCCAGCUUGACUCCCAAACUCCUCCGUAGGCAGGUCACUGCCUCUCCUUCCUCUGGCCUCUCUCACAAGGAAGAGGCCACCAAGGGCAAUGCCUCUGGGACAGGGACUCCUAUCACUGCCGAGCCGACACCCGCCAGCAGCAGAGUAGGCUUUAACAAGGCCUCCUCUGAGGAGACCCGAGUAAGGAGGCACAAGCACAGCUCAGAGUCCCCCGGGAGAGACAAGGGGCGCCUGUCCAAGCUCAAGCCUGCCCCUCCACCCCCGCCUGCCUCCACAGGGAAAGCAGGAAAGCCUGCACAGAGCCCCAGCCAGGAAGUGGCUGGGGAGGCAGGCGGGGCCACGAAGACAAAAUGCCCAAGUCUGGCUGGGGAUGCUGUCAACAGCGACCCCACCAAGGCCGGCCAGCCUGGAGAAGGACUAAGAAAGCCUGCGCCACCAUCAGUGCCAAAGCCUCAGGCGGCUGCUAAGCCUCCGGGGACCCCCAGCAGCCCCGUCUCCACACCCGCCACAGCACCAGCACCUUUAGCCCUGGCUGGGGACCAGCAGCCAUCUUCUGCCGCCUUCAUCCCGCUCAUUUCAACCCGUGUGUCUCUUCGAAAGACCCGCCAGCCGCCGGAGCGCAUCGCCAGUGGCACCGUCACCAAGGGUGUGGUUCUGGACAGUACUGAGGCCCUGUGCCUGGCCAUCUCCCGGAACUCAGAGCAGAUGGCCAGCCACAGUGCUGUGCUGGAGGCUGGCAAGAACCUGUACACGUUCUGCGUGAGCUACGUGGACUCCAUCCAGCAGAUGAGGAACAAGUUUGCCUUCCGUGAGGCCAUCAACAAGCUGGAGAGCAACCUCCGAGAGCUGCAGAUCUGCCCUGCAACAGCCUCCAGUGGGCCGGCUGCCACACAGGACUUCAGCAAGCUGCUUAGCUCUGUGAAGGAGAUCAGCGACAUUGUGCGGAGGUAGCAGCAGCCAGUGCAUGUCAGCGGGAGAUGCUGCCGUCCAAGGGUUUUUGUGCCUACAAGGAUGGGGACAGAGGACAGGGAGCUGGCAUCUUGACCCAGGAGCUUUAGCAUCAGGCAGAGCCAGGGCCUAAAGGAGUCAGCCCUUCCACCUGUGCUGUGCACCAGCUGUCCUGCACCUCCGGCCCAGCCCAGGUGCCCAAGCCGCCUCUCCUCACUGCCUCUGUAU
Molecule: messenger RNA, 3868 nt
Organism: Acomys russatus (golden spiny mouse)
Lineage: Eukaryota; Metazoa; Chordata; Mammalia; Rodentia; Muridae
Gene: Abl1
Product: ABL proto-oncogene 1, non-receptor tyrosine kinase
Exons: 11
Coding region: 209-3643 (1144 amino acids)
Biological process (GO): regulation of apoptotic process; protein phosphorylation
Molecular function (GO): non-membrane spanning protein tyrosine kinase activity; ATP binding; protein binding
Source: RefSeq, a predicted model, not a curated record